Xyrichtys novacula (pearly razorfish) is the source of this 603-nucleotide messenger RNA. Lineage: Eukaryota; Metazoa; Chordata; Actinopteri; Labriformes; Labridae. The record is from the annotation of a GenBank genome assembly.
AUGGAGGUGUUGGGUCUUUCUAUAGACAGCAAGCUCACAUGGACCAGCCAUCUGUCCAACAUCUGCAGACGUGCUGGACAACGUCUUGGUGCACUGCGUAAGCUGGCCAACAAGCUUGAUGCCAAGGGCAGGGCCAACAUUUAUAAGACCCAGGUCAGGAGCAUCAUGGAGUACUCCUGCCUGGCCUGGAUGAACGCCUCUCCGACCACUCUUAGGCAGCUAGACCUCAUCCAGAAGAAAGCUCUAAAAAUCAUCGGGGUGGAUGAGGACCUUGCCCUUCAGCAGUAUGCCAUCAGCAAGCUGGGUCACCGGCGAACAGUUGCAGCAACAACCGUUCUCUAUAAAAUGCACACCUCCAACUGUCCAGUGGACCUCAAAGCUCUGCUACCCCAAGCCCACACCGUGGGAAGAAUCACCUGGAGAGUACUGCCAAGUCACGCCCUGAAAGUCCCCAAGUCUAAAACCAAUUGCCUUGACAGGAGCUUUCUCCACUCUGCCAUAACAACUUGGAAUAGCCUUCCCCCUGCAGUUGUUGGAGAUAUUACAUCUACUGGUGUUCACGCCUUCAAGAAGAGGCUGAACAAAUACCUCCUCAGUAUAUGA